AUGGUGGAUUCAUUUUUUGUUAAUCCUACCAAACGUCGAAAGACUGCCAGUUCCAGUGGAGGAAGUGGUAGCAACAAGAGGGCAGCUACGUCUAAUGGAAUUCGAAAGAAUGGUCCUAGCAGAGUCAAUGGAAGGUCAAAUAAUAAGAGCCAGAAUGGCAGAGCUAGUGAUGAUGAAAAUAAUGAUGACGAAGGACUGGAAUCAGACGAUUUAGACAGCGAUGUGUCCAUGGAGGAUGACGAUAAUGUAAACUCCGACGACUCGGAAGACGAAUUUGGAAACGAAACAGAGGCUGAUAAACGGAGAAGAUUGGCUAAACAAUAUCUUGAAAAUAUUCAAACAGAACUGACUGAGGCAGGUGACGACGCAUUUGAUGCCAAAGACCUUGACCGUGAAAUCAUCAGUCGAAGACUUAAAGAAGAUGUUGCCGAAACAGUAGGAAAAGUAUACAGAUUCAUUGGAGAUUCCUUUGAUUUUAAAAGUGUGAGCCCUAAAAACGGUACAGCACAGUUAAUACAGGCUAAAGCAUAUGGCAUUACCAGUGUGGCCACAAAUUAUCCAUUUGCAUAUACAACAUCAAAAGACUUGACCCUCACCAAGUGGGACAUUUCCAAUGCGAAGAAGCCCCGUGUCGUGCGGUUCGUUAAAGGAAAUCACCGAGUCAAGACUCCUGAAGAGAGAGAAACAUUCAAGGGACACUUUGACGAGAUACUUUGUGUAGCCGCCUCGUCAGAUGGUAAAUACGUUGUUACUGGAGGUAGAGACAGACGAUUGGUUGUAUGGUCGGCAGAAAGUCUGGCACCUAUCAAAGUAUUCGAGACUAGGGACCGUAAAGGAGUUGUCAUGGGACUUGUGUUCCGAAGAAAUACAAACGAGCUAUAUGCAUCUUGUGCCGACUUGAAGGUGCGAACUUUUAAUUUAGACCAGUUAGCUCAGGUCGAGAUUCUGUUCGGUCACCAAGAUGAAGUGGCCGACAUCGCAGCUCUCGGUCAAGAAAGAUGUGUCAGUGUGGGGUCUAGAGACCGUACAGCUAUUAUCUGGAAGAUCGCGGAGGAGACAAGACUUACAUUCCGAGGUGCUGACACUGUUAGUGGUUCAACGAGUAACAAGAGCGGAAGCAAGAGUAAGGUUAACGACUCUGGAUACGACGCUUAUGCACCCACCAAAAAGAUUCUCGAGGGUAGUAUUGACUGCUGCUCGAUGAUAGACGACCAGCUAUUUGUGACGGGAUCCGAUAACGGAAACGUCAGUCUGUGGUCUGUUAAUAAAAAGAAGCCCUUGUUCGUUCUAAGAGAAGCACACGGACGAGAUGAAUCGCUGUUGCCAGAUCAGGUCUCAGCAGAGACUGCUGCUGGAGUUUCAGUGCCACCACCACCUGCUCUGCCUCGCUACAUUACCAGUAUUUAUGCGAUUCCCUUUUCCGAUACCUUUUUCACGGGCUCGUGGGACGGACAAAUUCGGGCCUGGAAACUCAGCGCCGACCUGCGAACCUUUGAACCCCUUGCCACUGUAUCUGGAGCUUCAGGUAUCGUGAACCGUAUCUCUGUAGUCGAGACAGGCUCCAAGGGCAAAGAGACCUUCACCAUUGUGGGAGCGGUGGCCAAAGAGCUGCGUCUCGGCCGCUGGCUCAAAGUCAAGGGCAAAAACGGACUAUUCACGGCGACCAUUGCCCGAAAGUAG
This is a messenger RNA of Sugiyamaella lignohabitans, 1680 nucleotides long. RefSeq names its product Rrp9p (gene RRP9). Gene Ontology annotation, cellular component: small-subunit processome. Gene Ontology annotation, molecular function: protein binding; snoRNA binding. Lineage: Eukaryota; Fungi; Ascomycota; Dipodascomycetes; Dipodascales; Trichomonascaceae. The record is from RefSeq and is a predicted model, not a curated record. The coding region runs from base 1 to 1680 and encodes 559 amino acids. The transcript has a single exon.